AUGACCCCCGACAGAAUCACUCUCCAGAACAUGGAGAAGAAAUCGAAUGAAAGCUUCAGACAGUACGCACAAAGAUGGAGAGAGGUGGCCAUACAAGUUCAGCCACCACUUCUAGAAAAGGAGACAAUGAUGCUCUUUAUAAACACCUUGAAGGCCCGUUUUAUCACUCAUAUGUUGGGAAGCGCCAUCAAAAGCUUCUCUGACAUAGUGAUGACGGGGGAAAUGAUUGAAAAUGCUGUGAGGAGCGGCAAGAUAGAAUCGGGAGAGAGUGCCAGGAAGUCGGCACCAAGGAAAAGAGACAAUGAAGUGAACAACACGAGCACAUUCAACAAGGGUCAGUCCAUGUCAUUCACCAUAAAUCAACCCAAGACGGUGACCACCAAUCAUCAAAGCUCUGUAAAACAAGAAUCCAACGCGAGGGAGAACACAGAAAGGUCACAAUUCACCCCUAUACCCAUGACGUAUAGGGAGUUGUACCAGAACCUGUUCAACGCUCAUGUGGUGUCCCCUUUCUACCUGAAGCCACUGCAGCCCCCGUAUCCCAAAUGGUAUGACACAAACGCCCAAUGUGAAUACCACGCGGGAAUCACUGAGCACUCUACCGAAAACUGCGCUGCGUUUAAAAAAGUAGUCGAAAGACACAUUAAGAUGGGGAUCGUGAGAUUUGACGACCCAGCCACACCCAAUGUAGUAGGAAACCCACUCCCCAAUCAUACCGACCAAGGAGUGAAUGGGAUAAGCGAAGGUAGGAACAAGAAGACCAAGUAUGAGGUGGCAGAAGUUAGGACCCCGCUGAGGCGGGUAUGGAAGGAAAUGGCUAAGAGACGAUUAAUAGCGUUGGAUUCGAGGGAAGAAUCCGAAGAAGAGAGAAACUACUGUGAGUUUCACAACGAGGUGGGGCAUGAAAUCCAAGAUUGCGUGGAGUUCAAAGCCUUAGUGCAAAACAUGAUGAACAAUAAGGAAAUUGAGUUUUAUGAAGAAGCCAAAAACCCCGUAGAGGGAGAUAUAUGCGCAUCAGAGGGAGAAUCGAAGGCGCAGAAUCAAACAGCUAACUACCCCAUGGUCAUCAUAUCAAGACCCAAAAAUAGUGAAACUGGAGUACAAAUGUCACCGAGGGUCAUAAUCCAAAGACCUGCAGUCUUCCCCUACAAAGACAGCAAAAAAGUCCCAUGGAAUUAUGAUUGCAGUGUGACGAUUUCGGGAAAGGAGAGCCCGGUCGACGCUUCAAGAGGGAACCAAGAUAGGCGCUCCUAUACACAUAGCGGGAGACGUUGCGAUACGGAAAAUGAGGAGGCACAACCCACAAAAGGAAAAGCCCCAGUGGUCGAGGAAAUGAAGGAAAAAGCAACCAAGCUUGUUAACGAGCUAGUUAACGAAGAGGAGGCCAAGGAGUUUUUAAAAUUCCUAAAGCAUAGCGAAUACAGUGUGGUAGAACAGUUACGUAAACAACCAGCUCGUAUCUUAGUGCUGGCCUUACUUCUAAGCUCAGAAGUUCAUCGUAGCGCGCUGAUGAAGGUCUUGAAUUAA
Messenger RNA from Gossypium arboreum, 1527 nucleotides. RefSeq lists its product as uncharacterized. Lineage: Eukaryota; Viridiplantae; Streptophyta; Magnoliopsida; Malvales; Malvaceae. Bases 1 to 1527 code for a protein of 508 amino acids. The record is from RefSeq and is a predicted model, not a curated record. The transcript has a single exon.